GACGGAGGUUUGGGGGGGAACAGGGCUCAGGGAUGUGGGGACAUCUGCAUUCCUCUCCUGGGUGAUUUGGGGCUGGGGCAGGACAGGCUGCCUGAGCGGUGGGGUCUCCAUCCUCAUACACCGCAGGAUGUGGGUGCCUGCAGGCGGUGCCAAACCCAGGUUCCCCUGUGGGACUGGGGUACCCCAUGCCCCACUUCCCAGCCCCACGGGGCAGAUUUCAGCCCAGAGGCUUUGGGGGUCCUGCCUGUCCCCAGCUCAACACAGGGGCUUCUGGGGUGGGUCAUGAUCCAGCCAGGAGCUGCUCAUGUCUAUUUUGGGGUUCUCUGCUCCCUGUGCUGUGCCAUAGGGACAGCCCUGGGCUGGGGAGGGCUGUGGGGGCACAGGCAGGAGAAGCCAGAGGCUCUGCCUGCCCUAGACCCCUUGAGCUGCCUCAACCCCAGUGCCAGCCGGGGAGCGCAUGUGCCCUGUGCCCUGCACCGGUGGCUCCUGUGGAGGCUAGCUCCAGCCCAUGCCAUGGGGACCCACACGGUACCCUGAGGAAGCCCGUGGCACAUUGUGCUUGGGGCGGCUGCCAGCUGUCCCUGUGCCCUGGCUGGGCAUCAGAGUCCCACUGUGCCCAGUGCUGGCACCCAUCACCGUCCAGCAGCGUUGUGACCAUCCUGCUCAUGGAGACACAAGGCAGAAGUGCUACCACCUGCCCUGGCCAUGCUUGCACGCAGGGCUGGGGCAGUGGUGCUAUGCCAGGGCAGGUCAUGUCCUGCGUCCGGGGGCACCAGGGUGCUGAGCAGCUUGUCUCGGGGUGCUGGCUCACCCUACCACGAUACUCUCUCACCCCACUGGGGCGAGCCGGCAGUUCCUGCCCCACCGGCAAUGCACACCAUAAUUAGUGCGGGCAGGGCGGAAGCAUCAGUGAUAAUUGUCAGUGACUCGUUAGCACUGGAGCGCUGCGUGCCUAGGGCACGGCAGGACUUUCCAGCAGGGCUGGUCUGCGAGGCCGGCUGGCAUCCCAGUGCACCGGCCGCGGUACAGCUGUGCGGGGCCUGGCUGGCUCCCAGCCGCCGGAGCGGAGCUGGGCGCGGGUGCGGGGGCGAGCGCCGUCAUUGCCUUCGCUUCGUGCCGCAGCACGCCCUGGCCCCGCCACCCCCUCGUAAAAGGCACAGCUGCGGGCUGGUGUUGGGGUGCUGCUGGCACAGACGGUGAGAGCGCAAGGACCAGGCAGAGGAGAGGGGAUAAAGGGGUGCCAGGGUGCCCCCUCGCUGGCCAGGCUUUCCCCACAGGUUUCCCACGUGAGCCCACACAAGGGGACUUGACGUGCGUGUUGUCCUGGUAGGGGUGGGCGCCCACGGCACCAUGAACCAGAUCGUGGUGUACGAGCGUGCCAAUUUUGAGGGGCUGAGCCGGGAGUUCACCUGCGACGUGCCCGACCUCCACGAGUUGGAUUUUGGGGAUUGCAUUGCCUCCCUGAAGGUGGUGGGACAGCCUUGGAUCGCCUACACGGACCCCAAGUACGAGGGAGAGCCACACGCCUUUGAGGAGGGUGAGUACCCCUCCGUGGGACGGCCCAACAGCUUCUCAUCACUGCGCCUUGUGCACCAUGACCUGGGGGACCCCCAGAUCAUACUCUAUGAGCGCCCCAACUUUCAAGGCGCCUGCAAGGUGGUGACAGAGGAGACCAACCUGGCGUACGGGUACUUCAACGACCGGGUGGCCUCCCACAUAGUGCAGCGAGGUGUCUGGCUGCUCUACCAGCAUCCCGGCCGGGGUGGCUGGCACUGCGUGGCAUGGCCCGGUGAGCGUCUUGCAGACUACAAACCUGAGCUGAACUUCCAGGCUCGGCUGUCCCACCUGCGCCCGCUGCGGCCCGGGCAGCCCCUGGUCUCAGCGCGUCUCCUCUGGGAGCAGAAGCGGGUGGAAGCGGAGCGGGAAGUGCUGGUGGAUGAGAUCGAAGGGGUGAAUGAGACUGAGUCGGAGCAGGUGCUGGCAGCCAGCAGCAGCAGGGAGUAUGGCACCACGCUCUGGCAGAGCUUCCACUUCAGCAACACCACCAGCCUCAAAGCCGGGCUCUCUUUCACGUUGACCGUGGAAGCCUCCAACAUCUUCACGGUGCAGAAAGGGCGCAGUGAAUCCAGCACCCGCCGGGAACGCGUGGAGGUGCAGCUGCCGGCAAAGAUCCCCCCACACACGGCACUCAGCAUCCAGGUCUUGCGGAAGGAGGUGACGCUCUCCAUCCCGGUGCUGCUCACCAUCACCCAGAACGAAACUGUUCGUACGGAGAUGGGCGAGUAUCGCAGCAUCUCGGGUACCAACAUUAGUGUCCGCUAUAGCCUGAAGUCUCUGCCAGCUGAAGGCAGGGAGCAGGCAGCUACUGAGGGGACAGAGCCAGUGCCUGGCACUGGGAUGGAGCUAUAG
Molecule: messenger RNA, 2409 nt
Organism: Falco peregrinus (peregrine falcon)
Lineage: Eukaryota; Metazoa; Chordata; Aves; Falconiformes; Falconidae
Product: epidermal differentiation-specific protein-like
Exons: 1
Coding region: 1351-2409 (352 amino acids)
Biological process (GO): lens development in camera-type eye; visual perception
Molecular function (GO): structural constituent of eye lens
Source: RefSeq, a predicted model, not a curated record